Mercenaria mercenaria is the source of this 3870-nucleotide messenger RNA. RefSeq names its product DNA damage-regulated autophagy modulator protein 2-like. NCBI's taxonomy places the organism in Eukaryota, Metazoa, Mollusca, Bivalvia, Venerida, Veneridae. The transcript is spliced from 8 exons. The record is from RefSeq and is a predicted model, not a curated record. The coding region runs from base 1658 to 2458 and encodes 266 amino acids.
UAUAAAGCAUGUAAACUAUUUUUCUAUCAUUUUCUAUAUUUUUAAAAAAAUAAGUUUGUCGUUCUCCAAUCACACGAAUGGCUCGAUCAUCCUGUGAAAAUCUUUUAGAAGGUCUUUAAAUCUUUCUAAUAUUUCCAAUUAAGUGGAACUAUUGAUUUAGUCAGUAUAUCAUAGAAACAGAAAUUUUAUAAAGGUCUAAGGAAUAUUUAUUUUGAAAAUCAAUUUUCGCGUGCCAAUAUUUUUCAACCUUGACCAUAGCUACCACUGUUUGUAUAGAGCACAUAUGAUAUAUAAUAUUGAAGAUGUAUGCACUCCUUUGGAAAUUAAACUUUGACUUGUUUUAUAUCUUUAUAUAGUUUGAGGUUAAAGUUUAUGUCUUUUUUCCAAUAAUAUUAAACAAAAUGCUCGGUGAUAUUUUUUUCUCUCUGUAUCAAAUUCCUAUUGGAAAUGUGUCAGCGAAAUAACAAUCGGAGAAGUUGUUCACAGCCGUGUUGUACUCCGUCAUCUGUUAAAGUAUACAAGUCUAAAAAAAAGUAUCUUUUCUGUUCUGUUAAAAAGGGUAUGUGAUUUUACACGUCUGUUUUCUCUCUAUUCUUUUACAUGUUACCUUCCUAUUUAUCUCUACAACACCCAUUUGUUAGUUCGUGCUAUAUUGUAUGUACACCCCAGCAGCUUGAGGGAACGAUAUCUAGUACAUUAAUAUACAGUGUCACGGUUAUCUUCAGUGCAUAAAACUAAGCCUAUGUGUUUGAUAAAAAAUGUCUCUUCUAGGAAGUUCCCCUUUAUGAUACAUUUUUAUCGGUAAGAAAUAUGCAAGAAAAAUAUAUCAAAUAAAGGUAUUCAAUUUUUUUUUUUUUUGCAAUCUUUUAUUUAUAACUAACUUCAUAAAGAUCCGAAUACAAAGAAAUGCAAUAAUGUGGCUUCCAAUUUUUCUUUAAUGUAACCACCGCUUGAUGUUUUUUUUUUUUUUUUUGCACAUUUUUAUCCAAACAAGCCAGUUCUUCUAUUUUAUAUUUACAAAAUCUCAGAGCUAUGAACUCGCGCUUAGCAAAGAAUUUUGUAUCUAAAAGUCCGAAAAUGACAAGACCGGUUGGCAAUCAGGAAGUUGCGAAUUCAGUCGCUUGGCAUUUUUUCCUUAACCAGUUAAAGUUGCUUUUAUCUGUGUAGAAUGAUUCAUCAUAAUUUACGCCCUAAAGACGUAUAACCAUUUCCGGAUGACCUACCAUUUGGCAAUAAACAAUUCUAUCACAUUUUAUCUUAAUUUUAAGAAUCGAAAUAAUUAUUAGCAAAACCAUGUUUGAACACUAUUUAUACACUCGGGCGGUUUUACGAGCGCACUCGUGAAAUUAUUACUCCCGACGUAUAACCUCCCAUCGUGUCUUAAUAGUGUUAAAACACGGUUUUGCUAAAAAUUAUUUCUUAAUGGAAAUGAAAAGGGAGAAUGUAAAUAUUUGAUGUUGUGUUUCAUAAAAAUGGCAGAUAAACACACGCCUUUUCGAAAAUAUCGGGAAAAGAUUUUUUACAUUUCUCGUGUUAACACAGGACACGAGUAGCCGUUCGUUUGAACAAUUAUUGUGUUUUUCUGUAGUUUGACAUUAGCCGAGCAUACCAGUGUUGACUUAGAGACAGACUAAUGAUUACUUGAGAGCCGGGGACAAUGCUAGAAACUAGACACCACUGGCUGCCCGUCAUAAUUGCAGUCUAUCUACCCUUGUCUUUCGUCAUUACAUACUCAAUAGCCGUUGGGAACAAACAUGUUGAGCCCGGCUUCCCGUAUAUCAGUGAUACUGGAACCAGAUCUCCAGAAAGUUGUGUGUUCGGUCAGUUGCUCAACAUUGGUGCUGUUUUAGCGGGCAUUAUAAUUUACACAAGAUAUCGUCAAAGUCUGUACCAUUUUGAGAACAGCACAAGAAAAUAUUUAUUGCAUUUAAACACUGCCGCUUUCAUUACUGGGCUCCUUACCAUAUUUGGUGUAAGCUUAGUCGGGAAUUUCCAGGAAACAAAUAUUUUGGUAGUCCAUCUACUUGGUGCUUUUUUGGCGUUUGGUGUGGGUUUUGUUUACAUGAUACUGCAGACGAUCAUUUCUUGCAAGUCGGUCUCUUUUAAGAUUCCCGGAAAUUCUCUUUACAUCAGAAGAUUUCGGAUUGCUUUAUGUGUCGCUGAUUUUGUGUUAUUAGUUAUAUUGGGAAUAGCGGCUCAAGUAGCCAAAUCAAAGGGUCCUGGUCCUGGUAAAUCCAAACAACACUGGUCCUCGGAUGAACCUGGAUAUGCGGAACACCUGGUUGCAACAAUAUCGGAAUGGUUGGUAGCGUUCAUCACAGUGAUCUAUUUUGCUACGUUCUACAAGGAAUUCAAACAGUUCCGAAUAAAACCACCGGAAGUCAUCUAUUAUAAAGAACAACCGAGAACAGAAAUAGCUGUUAUUACUGGACAAAAGACAAUUAAGAUUUUUAAUUAAUAGGUAGAGAAUCACGUGACCAAAAAAUAAUCUCCAGAGGGCGUAACUUUGUAGAACUAAUUCAUAACUUUAUCCAUUCAUUUCGUAAUCGUUAACGCGUCAGGGCACCAACGUACCACUACGGUUUCUUCAGACAAGUUACAAAAAGAACAUUUUCAUGUAAUAAUUAUGAUUUAGUUAAUGAUUAUAUCUCAAUUUUCUGCGCAAAUUCAUCUUUUUUAUAGCCGGUAAGAGUAUCUAAGUCAUGUGAUUUUCGAAAAUCGUUCUUUUUUCAAAUGUAAAGAUUCAAGACAUGACGCUUAUUCCUUACAUAUCACUUGUUGUUCGUCUGUUGUUUUUGUAUUGUUAAAUUUAAUCAUCAUCAUUAUUUCUGCCCCUUUCUCUUCGUAGAAGAGAGGCAUAUUCCUUGUUUAUGUUUGUCGGUAUGUCGGUCAGUCAGUAGAUCAUUAUGCUUGAGCCUACAGCUCUCAAACUUUACAGGAUGAUUGUUUUCCACUAUUGUUUUGUGGUUUGUACGUCAAAAAUCAAGGUCACAGUAGACCUCAAGUUUUUCGCUAGUUGUAGAUGCGGAUAUCCGGCUAGAGAGUAACUGUUUAGGCAGUAAUGAGGCUUUGCCGAGUGACCAUCCAAACAGUUAGGGCUACCUGAGAGCCGGAUGAUUAAACCCUAGCCCUUCAACCUCUGACAGACUAUUUUUCUACCGUAUUGUAUAAAAGAUAGCAAACAAUAACUUAAAACAUUUUAAUAAAUUCUUAUCUUAAUUUAAGGUAGACGUUAAUACUGACGUCAUAAAUUACGUAACUGACAGCACUACUGUUAUCCAACAAGGCCUCCGCCUCGUAAUGUAAGACGAAUUUUCCCGUAUUAAAUUCCUGCCAAGCAUGCAUGAAGAAAUUUGCGAUCAGUAAAAGAGAAAGCUUUAUACGUUAUAGAACGAUUACCGGUAGUCAGUUGAUAAGCUGUACUGCUUUCGAGGUUAGUACAGCAAAGGUCAAAUUACUCAGUGACCGUGAGACUGAAAACGGUUUCAAAUCAAUAAUUGCAGAAAGCCCACUACAUCCAUGGUGCAGCACGCUGUGCACAUAGAAUGACUGAAGAAUAGAUGUCACCUACUGUUUCUCAGACUAUUAUGUCAAAGGUCAAGGUCACAGUCAAACUUCAAAUGACAAGAUCUUGUGGUCAGGCCCAGUUCGGGGUCAUUUUAUCAAUGUAAAGAUCACAGUAUACACGAGACAAACAGUUACAUACCUAACUACCUCCGACAGGCCAUCAUGGGACAUAUGUGCUUUACAAAUAGCUUUUGUUACUUUUGUAUCGUUACUUAAUAUUCAGAUGUGCGAACAUGACACAGCAUUUAUAAUGCAUGCAGUUUUUUCUGUGAUAUUUUUGUAUUAAACUGUUUAUGAAAUAUU